Messenger RNA from Hyla sarda, 4786 nucleotides. RefSeq names its product growth differentiation factor 15 (gene GDF15). Gene Ontology annotation, biological process: SMAD protein signal transduction. Bases 35 to 1147 code for a protein of 370 amino acids. Gene Ontology annotation, molecular function: cytokine activity; growth factor activity. Gene Ontology annotation, cellular component: extracellular region. NCBI's taxonomy places the organism in Eukaryota, Metazoa, Chordata, Amphibia, Anura, Hylidae. The transcript has 2 exons. The record is from RefSeq and is a predicted model, not a curated record.
GCUGAACAAGCCUCGCACUGUGAAACUGUGCUACAUGCACACAAUGCAGAGAUCUCCUUGGAAGGUCAGGUGUGCUACUCUCUGCUUCGCACUCUUAUCCAUCACUGGGGUUCAGCUCAAGCCCUUGGGUGACCAGGAGAAAAUGAUUCAGCUUGAAGCGGUGAAGAAGAGCAUUUUGGAUCGUCUGGGCUUGCACAAACCUCCAGUUAUUAGGGAAAAACUGGACAGGGACGAACUGCGCAAAAUGCAUUGGUUAUACCAGGAGAAGUUAAUGGAGCUCAGGGGAAAUUUAACGAAGGAUGGGACUUCAGAAAGGAGAGUACAUCUACUAACACCAAAACUAGAGCGUAGCUCAAAGAAAUGUGACAUGGUGAAAAGCAGCAGUCAUCAUUAUAAUCUGGUCUUCUCUAGAACUCAGACAUUCCAUCAGAAGCUCAAUGUCAUGAGAGCUGAGCUCAAGCUAUGUAAACACAUUUUGGCUGCGUUGCGACCUGCAGCAGCUAACUCAACCUCGAAGCCUAUGGUGAACAUUUACAAAGUUGUAGAAUCAAGGAAUGCCAAUGGAAGGCAAGCGCAUAAAUUACUUGAUUCUAAACCAGUAAACAAAGAUACAUUGACAUUAAACGUGAAUUCUGCUGUGCAGCAGUGGUUGGCAAGUUCAGAGAAAUGCCUCAGGCUGGAGCUGGUCAUCACAGUGGACAUCCCUUCUAUAAAUGAUGGCGGCAGCAAACAAAUAGAAGCAGAUGAUGCCCUCAUAUUAGAAGUGGAAACUCAGGAAAAAACACAUUUUAAAACAAGAAAAAGCAGGUCACUUGCUGCAGAUGAGGACUGCAAAAAGAGUGAGAAGAAGUGCUGUCGUAAGUCCUUACUAGUGUCUUUUGAACAGAUUGGCUGGAGUGAUUGGAUUGUUCAUCCAUCCACCUAUGAAAUGCGGUUUUGUGAUGGAUCCUGCCCACACAACUACAAGCCAGCAAGCAUGCAUGCUCAAAUAAAAUACAGAAUGCAUCACCUAAAUGGAGACACUCCGGCCCCUUGCUGCGUCCCUGGGAGUUAUGAUCCUAUGGUACUUAUGCAUUACAAUGCUGAGCGCAAAUUGGUCUUCACAGUCUUUGAGGACAUGAUUGUAAGAAAAUGUCACUGUGCCUAAAGAAGGAAUGAGUCAAGGUUUUGUUUCUACAUUCAGACAUUCUAACAGUACAACUUAUUUUGUGCCAUAGAGAUUACAUUUUUCGUUAAAGAAGCACUCUGGGCAUUUUUUCUUAAAUAGUGCAGCAUCUGCUGCAUGAUCUUCUGUGUUUUUGAGUCCCAGAACAUUUAUGUAUACGUAAAGGAUAUGACCCAAGCGUAGUCACUACUUAACUACAUUCAGGAAAUUAAAGUCAGUUAGGCCCAUGCCCAUAUGUGCACAUAUACACUGAUAGUUUGCUGACAUACGUGAUGUUAACAAGUCCCUACAUAGAUAGAAUACCGAAGGGGAGGGGGAGUUAGCACCAUAUGGAGUGCUGGAGUGCUUCUUUAAAAUUGAAUCUAAAUAAACUCCCAAUAUUUACAAAUCUUUUUAGUCCAAUGAAAGAAAAGAAUACUGAGAAACUUGACUUGUAAUCUUUUUAGCUUUAGUUUGCACUGUCUAAAUAUUAUUUAGAUUCAAGUCACAUGAAGAAGAAACACUUGUGGGUGGUUUUCUCUUAAUACUUGGUUGACUCUUGUGGCUAUAUUUGAGAUUCAUAAUGUUCAUUAUAUAUAAAUUCAGAUUAGAGCAAUUCCUUACAGGAGCAAUAUACAAAUAGAAGGAGUGAACAUUAUUAUUAUUAUUAUAUUAUUAUUAUUGGUUUUACCCAGCUGAUAACUGAUUGGCUACUCUGAAUUGUCAUAUUAUCAUGAACUACAUACAGGUUUCUUAUAGGCUAUCCUACUCUUAUUAGAAAAACCUAAUCUAAUAUCAGACAACAGUAAGCUUAGAUGGGUUUAAAUCCAACAUGCCUGACCAUUCUGUGCCCCAACAUCUGCCAUCUGGGGAGAGUAAAGGUGAACCAAACAUUAUAGAUAAUCAACUGAUCCUGCUAAAUGAGUUAGUUUGGACAACAUUAGUCCAAUGUGAAAACCCAACUUUCAGCUAAUGUUUUAUCUCUCUUCCCCACUCUGUUGAUAUUAGUACAGUGGUCCCUCAACAUACGAUGGUAAUUUGUUCCAAAUGAGCCAUCGUUUGUCGAAUCCAUCGUAUGUUGAGGGAUCCGUGCAAUGUAAAGUAUAGAAAGCUGUACUCACCUGUCCCCGCCGCUCGCGAUGGUGACCCCGGGCCUCCGCUGGGCUCUCCUGGUCAUCCCCGGUCCUCCGCUGUCUUCUCCGGUCCUCUGCUGUCUUCUCCGGUCCUCUGCUGUCUUCUCCGGUCCUCCGCUGUCUUCCGCAAGGCCUUACUGGGCCUGCGUAGCAAUGUUAUUACGCCGCUGUGUACGCCAUUCCUAUUGGAUGACGUGCGCAGCAGCGUAUUGACGUCAUCGGAGAGGGCCGAGAAGACACCGGAAGACCAGCGCUGGACCCGGAGGGCACCCCGGAGCAUCGUGGAGGGGUAAGUAAUACUUACCGCACCACACGGGGAACAUUAAGCUGCUGUCCGGAAGCAGCUUAAGCAUUUUGCGCUGCUGGAUAGCACUUAAUGCGAUGGCCCCGACAUAAAAAAGCAUCGUAUGUCGAUGCUGACAUCGACAUGCGAUGGCCUCUGAGAGGCCAUCGUAUGUCGAUUUGAUCAUAUGUCGGGGCCAUCGUAGGUCGGGGGGUCAAUUUAAUGUCCUGCUCAGGAUUGGAAUGUAAGAUGGAGUGUAAUUUUUCUUGGCACUAUUGUAAUUUUAUUGCACUAUUACAUAUUUAUUUAUCAUUUUUAUAUGAAUAGAUGGAUGAUCAAAUCAAAACCAGUGGACUGAUUAUAAGUAGUCAAUGGGAUCAGAUUGCGUAGUUUCAUGUGUCUGUUCUAAUUAUUUUAUUAUGUAAAUGUUGGUUGUUUAUUAUGUAAAUGAUGGCUGAGGUGGCAAGUGAUUGGCUAAGUGAUGAUGUAACAUAUUUGCUGCAGCUUCGGGAAACAAAGUUCAGUGGAGAACGGGCACUGUUAUACCGGAGACUGCAGGGGAGCAAGUUAAAUAUAGGAUGUUUUUAAUGUUAUUACACAGCCUAAGCUUUUGCUGGAUAUUCCCUUUAAGUGUCCCUUGUGUUUUCAGCAUGGCAAGAGCCCGACCAGGUAAGUCCAGCCUCCUUAUCACUGCCCCAUGGCUUGUUUUACUAAAAGCCACCAGAGAAAGAGAACAUUGGCUGGAUUUACAUAGGCUCCUGCUGCACUGGGGAAAGACUACCAAGACAUUUCAGUCUCAUUUCCAUAUCAACACAAAACCCUUAUAUCUCAUUGCGGGUCAAUGGAGAUAAAAAUAGUAUGCCCAGAAUUCUAAUAGCUAGCUCAAUCUAGCCAGGGGCUUAUGUGCACCUGUUUUCCUGCUGACAGGUCCACUUUAAUCACCGAAAUGUUUCCUCUUAAUUGUCAAAAACCUUCUUUACAAUAAUUAUGUUAUACUUUAUAAAAAAAAAUAUUUUGCCUUUAUGGCUGUAACUGCAAGUGCAAUGACCAGAGACAUAUUCGGACUUAUUGCAAAUGAACAGAACCGCCAUAGAAUAUAAGUGAAAAAUUGCCAUAGCUAUGCAACAACUGCAAUGACAAGAACUGAACCUUUAUUUACUUAAAUUGAGACCAUACAGUGUUUCCUUCUUAUCCCACUAUUUUGUUCUACUCCAUUUACUGCUUGUGCCCUGAUGAUGCCAUAUUUGUAUCUAAUUUCACCCAACAAUUGGUCGGACAGAUCCUGAGGCAUGAUCCAGCAUGCAGUUUUGCUGAACAGACAAAUGUGAGCUUCUUAUUAUCUCUGCAUGUCUCAGUCAGUUUUCCUGGGGAAUUUACAAUAGGAAGAUGUAGAAAUUGCUGAAUGCAAUGAAUAAGCAAAAAAAAAAAAAAAAACUAUGCAUUCACAGUGUGAGUAAUCCAGACAACAAAUAGAGGCCUAAUAUACUGGUAAAGCUAAUCUUAACAUAUUUUAUGUUAGACUAGCUAUCCCUCUGCUGGAGGCUUCUAUUUAUCUUCUAGCCACCCAGAUUCUGUGGCUGACAGCGUUGCAUCUAUGUCAUUCUAGCUUAUUGCUUUGCUGAUAGCCAAUCUUAUCACUUAUGACUGCUACAUGACUACUGAUUACAAGAUACAUUUGUUAUGGAGCAAAAGGUUUACCCUGGGACUAUGUACUAUCCUUAUUUGAGAAAGAAGACAUUUACUUCUUUAUGCUGUUUUUCAAUUUAAGAAUUUAAGCUUGCCAAUUGCCAUUUAAGUUUAUUUGAUGGUCUAAAUUAUAAUUCCAGUUUCAAGUGGCUGUAGGUUCCAUGUUAUGGCUGCAAGUCCCUAUUGUUUGAUUAUCAUCUGAGUUUGGUUCUGCAGAACAGUGGUGGGAUUUAGGUGUUGUAGCUUUAAUACAAACAUUAAAAUUAGGGUGCAUGGAACUGGCCAAAGGAUGACAAAAAAUUUUGUCUUACUUCAGAUAAGAAAUGUUACUUAGUACUUAUUUAUGAAUGUUUUGUUGUUACUAUUAUUAUUAUUAAUGUUAUUAUUAUUAAUAAUAUUAUUUUAAGUGUAAAUACAUAUUUAUGCAAUGUUAUUUAUUGAUAAUUUAUUGUUUGUUUUUUGUUUUUUACUGAAUGUUGUUUGUAUUUUUUUAAAUUAUACAUACCAAAGUAUAUUUUUUCAUAUCUUUAAACAUGAAGA